Messenger RNA from Rhagoletis zephyria (snowberry fruit fly), 970 nucleotides. NCBI's taxonomy places the organism in Eukaryota, Metazoa, Arthropoda, Insecta, Diptera, Tephritidae. The record is from RefSeq and is a predicted model, not a curated record.
GCAAAUCUUCUGCGAACGACACUACCUGGAGAAGAUUCGCCCCAGAUGCGCAGCUUGUGAUGAGCUUAUCUUUGCACCUGAAUACUUAAGAGAACUCUCUCAGAACUGGCACAUGGAUCACUUUGUCUGCACCGCCUGCAGCGCCCCACUGGCGGGCACUAAAUACGUCCUCCACGAGGACCGGCCGCACUGUGUAACCUGUUUUGAGCAGCAGCACUCCAAUGUCUGCGAUGAGUGCCAGAAACCGAUUGGCAUCAACUGUAAGGACCUGUCGUACAAGGAGCGCCACUGGCAUGAGAGCUGCUUUGUGUGUCGCGAGUGCAAGAAGUCCCUGCUCCAGCAGCCUUUCGGUUCGAAGCACGAGCAGAUCUACUGCGGCGACUGCUACGACAAUCUCUUCGGCACUCGCUGCGACGCCUGCAGCGAGGUUUUCAAGCCGGGCCAGCGCAAGCUGGAGUACAAGGGCAAACAGUGGCACGAGACCUGCUUCCUCUGCAGCAAGUGCCUGGUCCCCAUUGGCACAAAGAGCUUCGUGCCGAAGGGCGAGGAGAUCUACUGCAGCGAGUGCUAUGAAGUUAAGUUCGCCACUCGAUGCGUCAAGUGCUGCGAGGUGAUAAUUGAAAACGGCGUCAUGUUCAAAGAUGAGCCGUGGCACAAGACGUGUUUCACCUGCAAUGAGUGCAAGAUUGAACUGGCUGGCACCUCCUUCCUGGUUCGCGAUGAGAAGGCCUACUGUCGUGAGUGCUUUGGCGAAAAGUUCUCACACAAGUGCACCGUCUGCACUAAACCAAUUAUUGGCCAGCAAACGACGCGUUUCAUCAGUUUUGAGGAGCUGUACUGGCACACUGAAUGCUUUGUGUGCGUCGACUGCAAGACUCGUCUGGAGGGCCGUGGCUUCAUUCGCGACGGUCCUGACAUUAUCUGCGGCGAUUGUGCCAAGAUUAAGUUGUCGGCGGAGAUUGAGGCUUAA